Prorocentrum cordatum is the source of this 1884-nucleotide messenger RNA. NCBI's taxonomy places the organism in Eukaryota, Dinophyceae, Prorocentrales, Prorocentraceae. The record is from the annotation of a GenBank genome assembly.
GCCGAGACCAGCGGCAGGCUCUCGUCUGCAGCCUCGGUGCUCGUGGCGUGGCGCGCUGGCAAGGACCGCGCCCCCACGCCGCCGGACCUGCUGCGGCCCGUGGUGCAGGCGCUGGUCGACCAGGAGCCGGACGCGCUGGUCGCCGAGGUCUGCGAUCACUUGCGCGCCCACAAGGCCGUGCUCUGCAAUUCAAGGAACGCCAGGGAGAUCCUCGACGUCGUGGCGCGGGCAGGUAACACCGCCGCCAUGGCCACGCUGUGGAAGACCUUCAACACGACCUUCCAGAUACCACCCACUUCCUCCGUGUACGAGGUGCUCAGUGGAGGCUACGCUUCCGUCGGUGCCGAGGACAAGGUUGGCGAAGUGGCCGCCGAGAUGAAGCGGAACCGCAUGAAGCCAACCGCCCGCGGCUUGUCUCUCACUAUCAAGGGCUACCUCAAGAGUGGUAUGAUCUACCCCGUGAUGAACCAGAUCGUCGAGAUGAAGAAGUUGGGCUUCCAUGUGCCCCCUUACGCGCUGGCGCAGUUUUUCCGCAUCUCCUGUGAGGCAGGGCGCCUCCAGGAGGUCUUCGAGGCUGCGACGGCCGCUGGCCUGCAGGCGCCCUCGGAGGCCGUGGUCCUCAUGCUGGAGCACUGCGCCCACAAGAACCACACGGACCUCGCCCUCCGUAUCGAGAGCGCCGCCCGGGAGGCCAAAACUCCCCUGCUGGUCGGAGCCUUCGACGCCUUACUGAAGCUCCACUCGCUGUCGGGCGACCUGCGCGCGAUAGACCUGUUCGAGGAGAUGAAGGCGUCGGGCUGCAGCAUCAGUGAGGGCCUCUGCGUCGGCCUGCUGGCGAGGUGCGCGGAGUCGAAGUUCCUGCGCUUCGCGGACCUCAUCGUCAAGCACGUGCGGGCCAACGCCACCAUGACGAUCGCGCUGUACAGCGCCCUCAUGAAGGUCUACGCCUACUGUGGCAUGUACGACAAGGCCUGCGAUCUGUACGACCAGCUCAGGGAGGACGGCCUGGAGCCAGAUUCCAUGAUGUACGGGUGCCUCAUGAAGUUUGCGGUGGAGUGCGGCCGCACCGACCUUUCCCGCGACCUUUCGGAGAAGGACGCUGCCGUCAUUGACGCAUGUCCCACGUUCGCCACGCAGAAGUCCGCGGGCGGUGCCAAGGGCGCCAUGGCACUCGCUGCUGGCCAUGGACACAGGGGCGCUCCACAGUCCGUCGAGGCGAGCCUGCAGAGCAUGGAGGCGCGCCUCCAGACAUCACUGCAGGCGGCGGUGGCGACGGCUAGCGCAAGCAUGCCCCAGGCCUUCCAGGACACGGUCAUCGACUUGGCGAAGCAGAGCGAUGCGCGAUUCCUGGCAAUGGAAGACCGCAUCGCACCGGCGGAGGCUAGAAUGGACGACCUCGACCGCAUGCAGAAAGAUAUCCAGAUGCUCACGGACGAGUUGGUGGUGCUCACCUCUGGAGUCUCGGUGCCGCAGACGGGCGGCAGCUGGGACAGAGACCCCGACCCUGCGGUGGUCACGGUCUUCGCGAAGCCGACGCUGCCCAAGCAGGCGGUCGAGCAGGCCCUGGCCCCGCUGGUCGCGGAGGCGCAGCUCCACGAUCACGUGCGGCUGGAGGGCGACGCGGUCUCGCAGAGCCUCUUGCUGCGCUGCAAGGGUGCGGGCGCGCUUGCCGAGAGGAGGGCCGGCACGCCUCUGCAGCUCAUGCGGCUCGGCCCGGGCCAGUGGCGCGAGGUGCGCGCGACGGCCCCGACGGGCGCGCAGGUCAACCUCAAUCUGGGCGAGGACCGCAAUCGACGACGGAUCAGGCAAGGCAUCGAGAGGAUGCUUCCCCGCAAGUUGUUCAUGGAGAAGGAUGCGGCCGCGCUCUCGCCCCAGUGGGCUUAG